Messenger RNA from Scheffersomyces stipitis CBS 6054, 1467 nucleotides. RefSeq lists its product as uncharacterized. The record is from RefSeq and is a predicted model, not a curated record. The transcript has a single exon. Gene Ontology annotation, molecular function: LPPG:FO 2-phospho-L-lactate transferase activity. NCBI's taxonomy places the organism in Eukaryota, Fungi, Ascomycota, Pichiomycetes, Serinales, Debaryomycetaceae. The coding region runs from base 1 to 1467 and encodes 488 amino acids.
AUGGACAAGCUCAAGAUAGUUGUAAUCAGCGGUGGAACUGCGACCAACGAGCUUGUUUCGGUUUUCAAACAUAUUCUGCCCCAUGUCUGUUACAUAUUGCCUAUUCUGGACAAUGGAGGAUCAACGUCUGAGAUAAUUCGAGUCAUUGGUGGUCCAGCUAUAGGUGAUGUCCGCUCAAGAUUGACAAGGUUGAUUCCUGAUCAUCAGCAGCCGUUGCUUCGGCUUUUAAGUUUCCGGUUGCUGCUGGUCCCAGCCGAGGCAAAAGUUCAAUGGAAUGAAAUUGUAGAUGGAACCCAUGAGUUAUGGAACGGUAUCAGUUCAGCAACAAAGGAGAUUUUCCGAGCAUUUUUCAUUCAUAUACACGUAGAGCUACUCAAGAGGUCGAAACAUCAUGUAGCCUCGAACAAGAAACAGUUUCGGUAUGAGUUGGCCAAUGUAGGCAACCUUUUUUUGACAGGAGUGAGGUUAUUCAUAGGGUCUCUAGACUCAGCCAUUGAAUUGUUCUGCAAACUUACUGAUAUCGAUCUGCUGACGGAGGUUUUACCUUGUAUUAAUACCAACUUCACGUAUCACAUCAGUGCAUUGCUCGAAAAUGGAUUGAUCAUUACUGGUCAGUCGCAGAUUUCACAUCCUUCUGAGACUCAUAGUGCCAAAAUCGAUAUUUAUCCGCCUCCUAUCAAUACAACUCGUCCUGCAACUCCUUCCGAGACUACGUUGCGAACAAGUUACUUCGGAACUGCAUCGUUAGAUGGGCUCACCAAUGACUUUCCUAUCAACGAGGUGGCUCUAGCCAACACUCCGAAGAGACAGAGCAUUAUUUCAGUGCUCUCAGACGAUGAAGAUGACGAGGAGUUGGGGAAUGUUCCACAGUAUACACAUCCUGAGCUUAAGAAGUCACAGUUGCACUUCAACAAGUCUCACAAUAUCGAGCCGUUGCUUUCUCCAAUCAAGCGAAUAUUCUAUGUGUCUCCUUAUGGCCAAGAGAUCUGUCCUACUGCUCCUAGCAAAGUGACCUCUUCUAUAGCCCAUGCGGACCUUCUUGUGUACUCCAUAGGCUCGUUGAUGACAAGUAUCAUUCCCAUCGUAAUAUUGAAGGGUGUAGGGAGAGCUAUAGCCUCGAGUUUGACUGAUGCUCCAGAUCGCAAGAAGAGAGUGCUUUUACUUAAUGGGUGUCUAGACAGAGAAACUUUUGGGAUGACGGCAACAAAUUUCAUCAAGGAGAUUGCCGAACUGGCUACAUACUCGUUACAUUCCAAUGGAGACGAAUCUAUUCCGCCAGCACUCAUGGAAUGGAACAAAUACGUUACCCACUUGCUCUACAUGGAGGACCCAUCCAUCCCCGUAGACAAAGACUAUUUGGAGAAUACUAGGGACAUCCGAUGCGUGGAAGUUAAAAAGGUCGCUGGAACGGAUUAUUUUGAUUUGCAGAGUCUUCAAGAAAAAUUGACAGAAAUAACCGAAGAAUGA